Messenger RNA from Asparagus officinalis (garden asparagus), 943 nucleotides. RefSeq names its product codeine O-demethylase-like. The transcript has 2 exons. Lineage: Eukaryota; Viridiplantae; Streptophyta; Magnoliopsida; Asparagales; Asparagaceae. The record is from RefSeq and is a predicted model, not a curated record. Bases 68 to 601 code for a protein of 177 amino acids.
CCAUGAAACUUGAAACAGCCAUAUUAGAGGGACUCAGAACGAGAGAUCAAGAGAAGCAAAAAAGAACAUGGGUUCAGAAUUUGAUCCAGACUUCAUUCAGAAACCCGACCAGCGACCCAACCCCGACAUCUUCGAGGCCGAAUCAAUCCCUAUCAUCGACCUCUCUCCACUCCUAACCAGUCCCAUCAUCGCCGGUGACGAUACGCUACCUAUAAGAAUCCUUGUUGCAGAAAUCAAAGCAGCCUGUAGUGAAGUUGGCUUCUUGCAAGUCAUCAACCAUGGAGUCCCGAUCGAACUCCUUGAAAGAGUUCAGUCGGCAGCGAAGGAGUUCUUCGCUCUGCCGACAGAGGAGAAGAGGAGAGUGAGGAGGGACGACGAGAAUUUUCUAGGGUAUUAUGAUAUGGAGAAUACAAAGAAUGUUAGGGACUGGAAGGAAGUGUUUGAUUUUGCAGUGAAUGAUCCGAUGAUUGUUCCGACGUCGAGUGAGGGUAAGGAGACGAGGGUGCAGGAGAUUUGGAAUCGGUGGCCAGAGUAUCCAAAGGAUAUGAGGGCAUCACUAAAGGUCAAUGGGUGCACAAUAGAAGGUUACAUUAGCAGGUAGGAUCUCUUUUCAUACAAGAGAUCCCCUUCGAAGCUAUGGCAGUUGGCAAAGUUGAGACCGGGUGUCGGAUGUCAUUUGGCUUGGAGCAAUGACAAUACUAUUGUAUUACUAGGUAUGACAAUAAUAGGAGUACUUUAUUCAUCCCCUUGAAUGGGUCAAGAUGAGUUGUUGUGUAUUUAUAUAUUGACAUGACCAAAGUGAAAAUUCCACAUCCACUUUACCGUGUACUAAUAGCCAGACUAGGGGUUUGGGGUGCGAGCUUGUCAAGAGAUCUCAGGCAUAUCACGGGGUUUGUUCAGUAUGUAUUUUAUAUUGUUACUUAUGAAGAGAGAAGUAAUACUA